Messenger RNA from Saccoglossus kowalevskii, 745 nucleotides. Its product is annotated as acetylcholine receptor subunit alpha-like 2. NCBI's taxonomy places the organism in Eukaryota, Metazoa, Hemichordata, Enteropneusta, Harrimaniidae. Gene Ontology annotation, biological process: monoatomic ion transmembrane transport. Gene Ontology annotation, molecular function: transmembrane signaling receptor activity; extracellular ligand-gated monoatomic ion channel activity. The record is from RefSeq and is a predicted model, not a curated record. Gene Ontology annotation, cellular component: membrane.
AUGACUUCUAGAUUUACUGUGGUGUGUUGGAUAUGCAUCCUAGCAAUAUGCUUUACUGGUGUUCUAAGUACUGGGUCAAUCCAGCACAAGUCAAGGUUGUAUGGAGAUUUAUUGAUGUCUUACCACAAACUGAUCUCUCCGCAAGAUGGGAAUGAGACACAAUUGGUUGUCAAGAUGGCGUUAUCAGUAGGAAGAUUAUAUAAUAUUGAUUCCGAGAACAUGGUAAAAGUGGGGUUGUACAAGAGAUUUAAAUGGAAUGACCAUCGUUUACAAUGGGAUUCGUCAAAAUAUGGUAAUAUUGUCAGCUUGCAUCUGCCAGUAAGUGUAUUGUGGAAUCCUGAAAUGGAUAUACAUCUGAAACACGGGACAGAACAAUAUACUGAUUCAUCGACAUCGACAAAUGCCAUAGUAGACAACACUGGUGACAUUUCUCUGUUCACGUAUCCUGCGACACGAACUCAAGUUCAGUGCGAAAACAGCGCCACCAAAGACCAAUAUGUGUGUUCGUUCGUUUAUAUACUCUGGACCUACGACAGUACGGAAAUAGAGUUGGAUUUGAUGGAGGAUGGCGCCAUAGAAACCGACUUGUACAAAGAAAGCCUAGACUGGAAAUUAGUUGGCAACUCCAGUGAAAGAUUGGAGACGUAUUCUCCGGAUAAUCGCAGUGUUAAAACACAUGAACUGGUCUAUUCCUUGAUAGUCAAACGAAAUCAAGACAAUACGUCGUCGUGUGUCAAACCUUGUG